GGAACGAAGAGUAUUACAGCGGCAGCAUCCUCCACUUCUUUAAUUUCGACCUCGGGCACCUUAGAAACGACGGGAUUGGUUGCGUGGUUGCAUGUGCUCUUCGUGAUUUUCAAUCAGCGACAUAUUGUAAAAGUUCGACGGAGCAGGCACAAGUGAAACUGGAGUAGUGUGGGGAAGCGGGGUACCUCUGGAAAAACUUCACUGUUACGGUCACCUGUCAAUUUAUCCGUAUCCUCUUCCCUAUCUUACUAUAUAACCAGUCACUCUUUAGCUUCUUUCUCUCGUUCUCCUCCCUUCCUCUCCAUCGAACCACAAUGCCAGUGGGUGCCGGAGUCGCCAACGUCCAAGACGCGAGUUUCGCACAUCUUGUAGACCCAAGGAGAAAGUGGUACAGCAACAAGCGCAUCAUCGCACUCAACGCGUGGAUUGUACUGCUCCUCAUCACAGCCUCGAACAAUGGCUACGACGGAAGUAUGAUGAACGGUCUGCAGUCCCUCCCUCAAUGGGAGUCUGCCUUUGGCACCCCGUCUGGUGGUAAACUCGGUUUGCUCAAUGCUAUUCAAAACAUUGGUGCUCUCGCCGCGUACCCCUUCGCGCCCUACCUGUCAGAUGGUAUCGGUCGUCGCAAGACCGUCUUCGUCGGCGCCGCAAUUAUGUUGAUCGCCACCGCCGUUCAGACCGCCUCUCAGUCAGUCGGCAUGUUCAUCGGCGCUCGCUUCCUCAUCGGUUUCGGUCUCACUUUCGCAGCGAAUGCGGCACCUAUGUUGGUCACCGAAAUCUCAUACCCUACAUACCGUGCACCUCUUACGUCAAUGUACAAUUCCUUGUGGUACUCUGGGUCGAUCAUUGCCGCUUGGACAACCUUCGGCACUUUCAAGAUGAGCGGCACAUGGGCAUGGCGUCUUCCCUCCCUCCUACAGGGUCUACCCGCCCUCCUCCAAUUCUUCUUGAUCUUAUUGGCACCCGAAUCCCCCCGUUGGUUGAUCAGCAAGGGUCGCGAAGCAGAGGCUCUCCGAACCCUUGCCUACUACCACGCUGACGGUAAUGAACAAGACCCCCUCGUUGUGUACGAGUUCGAGGAGAUCAAGGCUGCCCUUGAUUUAGACCGAACUGUUAGCUCUAAUGUUGGCUGGAAAGCUCUGUUCAAAACCCCCGGAAACCGCAAGCGCAUGCGCAUCAUCAUCGCCAUUGCCUUCUUCUCUCAAUGGUCCGGUAACGGUCUCGUCUCGUACUACCUCAACAAAGUAUUCGACGAAAUCGGGAUCACCAACGCCACCAUUCAGUUGCUCAUUAAUGGUAUACUUCAAAUCUGGAACUUGUUCUGGGCCAUUCUCGCCUCUUUCAUGGUUAACAGACUUGGACGUCGUUUCCUCUUCUUGACCUCUGCUAUUGGCAUGACCUUGUUCUACAUGGCACAAGCCAUCUGCUUCGCCGAGUUCGCUCAGCACGGCAAUCCAGCAGCUGCACACGCUGUCAUCGCGUUCAUCUUCCUGUUCUACGCAGCCUACGAUCUCGCAUUCACACCUCUCAUCGUCUCUUACACUGUUGAGAUCCUGCCCUACAACCUCCGUGCAAAGGGCUUCAACAUCUUCAACUUUGUCAUCUCCGUCGCCCUCAUCUUCAACCAGUACGUGAACCCCAUCGCCCUCGACGCCAUGGGUUGGAAGUACUACCUCGUCUACGUCUGCUGGCUCGCCGUCGAAUUCGUCUUCCUCUACUUCUUCCUCAUCGAGACGAAGAACAGGACCCUCGAGGAGACAGCGGCGCUCUUCGACGGAGAGGACAUCUUGGAACAAAUCGCCAACCAACCAGGCGUAGGCGAAGUCCAACCAGGCGAAGUCCGAGAAGACCUCGACGAGAAAGGCUCGUAUGGCACCAAAGAGGCCUAGAAGGGGGAGCAACACACACCCUUCUAAUCUGUCUAAUAUACUUCCCCCAUCAACACCUUUCUUACGCGGAUUCCGAGGACCAGUCCUCCCUGCUAUCCUAGGGGCGAUGAUUAUCUUUCUUUUCCCUUUAUUACAUUACGAGUUCAAUGUCUAGUGACCCCAUGUACGAUAGCAAAAAGGCAAAAAACUUAUAUAUACAUAUAUAUACCUUCUACAU
Serpula lacrymans var. lacrymans S7.9 is the source of this 2106-nucleotide messenger RNA. RefSeq lists its product as uncharacterized. Bases 315 to 1889 code for a protein of 524 amino acids. The transcript has 10 exons. Gene Ontology annotation, biological process: carbohydrate transport; transmembrane transport. The record is from RefSeq and is a predicted model, not a curated record. Gene Ontology annotation, cellular component: membrane. Gene Ontology annotation, molecular function: carbohydrate:proton symporter activity. Lineage: Eukaryota; Fungi; Basidiomycota; Agaricomycetes; Boletales; Serpulaceae.